Puccinia triticina is the source of this 888-nucleotide messenger RNA. RefSeq lists its product as uncharacterized. Lineage: Eukaryota; Fungi; Basidiomycota; Pucciniomycetes; Pucciniales; Pucciniaceae. Gene Ontology annotation, molecular function: delta(3)-delta(2)-enoyl-CoA isomerase activity; enoyl-CoA hydratase activity. The record is from RefSeq and is a predicted model, not a curated record. Gene Ontology annotation, biological process: fatty acid beta-oxidation. The transcript has 8 exons. The coding region runs from base 1 to 888 and encodes 295 amino acids. Gene Ontology annotation, cellular component: peroxisome.
AUGGCCUUGGUCAACCCACUCUCGUCGCCGACCCGCUAUGCGUGCUCCACUCUGACCAAGCCGGCCGACUAUCCAGGCGUCUUUCUUUUGGAACUCCAUGCUCGCCCGGACAACCGAAUGACCGAACAUUUCAUCCAAUCAAGUCUGAUCGCACCCCUCUUGGAUGUUGAACGAGAGUAUAGAGCCUCCUUACUUGGCUUGCUUGCACAACCAUCGACCAACUCAACAGGAUGGAAGACACCGCUUACGCCGGGUCAAUACGCUAUCGUAACCUGCGGCCCUCAAGAUAAAAACAGGAUUUACAGCAACGGUCUCGAUCUGACUGAAGCCUUGGCCUUGGAUCAUUUCUUUCAACAUGUCUUGAAUCCAUUAUACGCCAAGUUAUUGAAGUUCCCAAUCCCUACCAUUGCGGCGAUUAACGGACAUGCAUUUGCGGGCGGUUUCUGUUUGGCUUUAGCCCACGACUUCAGGAUUAUGAAGGAAAACGAGCAAAAAGGGAAGGCGUUGAUGGCCAUGAAUGAGGCCGAAUUCGGUGCCCCCGUCCCAUUGGGUCUAGUAGCAGUUGUCGAAGCCAAACUCCCUACGACUAGUGUGGUGGCCAAAUGCUUGACCGAGGCUCAUCGUUUCAACGCCAAAGAGGCCCUCGAACUCGGUAUUGUCCACUCAUUAGCCCCGGAAUCUGAGGUCGUUCAAAGGGCCCUAAAAUUCGGCUUUGAUAAAUCUGUUCGAGCAUCAACCGGGGUUUACGGAAUGAUUAAAGAAUCGGUCUAUCGCGAGACUAUCCAUCUCUUGGACUCAAGUGGAGGCGGAAACGCGGACGUGAAAUCGAUCCACACAGCCCGUUUGAAGCAUCUGUCUAGACAUCAAUCUGCCCACUCAAAACUCUAA